This is a messenger RNA of Saccostrea echinata, 1426 nucleotides long. RefSeq lists its product as uncharacterized. NCBI's taxonomy places the organism in Eukaryota, Metazoa, Mollusca, Bivalvia, Ostreida, Ostreidae. The transcript has 5 exons. Bases 311 to 718 code for a protein of 135 amino acids. The record is from RefSeq and is a predicted model, not a curated record.
AAUUAUUGGUAUAUUGUGUUAUUUAUCUGAAGUUUUGUCCAUCCCACCUGGGACGGUCAAUGGGUGUAAGCAAACAGAUGGAACCCGAUUUUGCUGCACUGGUUUUUAUGAACUGAAUGAUACAUGCCAAGAAUGUGUUGGAUCAUUCGGACAUAACUGUGUAAAUCCAUGCCCUCCUGGAUGGUUUGGUCCUAGAUGUAGAAAAACAUGUACAUGCCCAGAUAAUAAGUGUGAUGAUGUCCUCGGUUGUGUUAAGGAUAAACUUUCCUCUCUGAGCCCUACAAGCAAUUUAAGCACAGAUGGCAGUGUCAUGUCUAAUCAUGCCAACAUUUCAACAGACGUGUAUGUUAAAGUUUUGAUCACUGAAAAGGGACUUUGGGGAAACUUAAAGACAAUGGGAAUACAAUAUUGGAUUAUUCUUUCAAGUGCCCUUUUUCUUUUUAUUCUCACUGCGUUUAGCAUCGUUAUCAUCACUUGCAACAGAAAAACAAAACAAAUACAGCAGAAUUACCAUUUGAUUAAAGAAGAGAGUAACAGUGUAUAUGCUGUUCCAAAGGAAGAAAAAAGAGAGGGUCUCUUUGCUGGUCUAAUGAGAGACAGUGUGUAUGCUGGUCAUAAACUGAACAACUUGACUUUUUCUACUCAUUUAAAGUCUGAUAAACAGAUUGGCUCUGAGCAAGUGUAUAUGCACUUAAAGCACUUCAACGAAGAAAUUUAAAACAGACAUCAUAUUUCUUGGUAUAAAGAAAUGUUUGUAUAGAAUUGUUAAACGACAAUGUGGCCGCGUACACUCAAUUAAAUCAUUUAAUAUUUGACAUUUUGAACAUACUUUGAAAGUACUGCUUCUUUAAUUAGAUUCCUUUCUACAGAGAUUACAUGUUUUAUUGUAGGAUGAUAGUAUCAAUCUAAAUACCUCUUAAUAGUCGUAACAAGGAUAAAUCUUACUUUUUAUUAUCUAAAUUGACUUAAGUUAAAUGUGAUUAUUAUUCAUUGUUUAAAUAAGCUCUUGAUCUACUUUCCGUAAUCAAAAUUUACAUCCUUCUUCCCUACUUCAAUAUAAAAUCACAUGACUUGAACCGAAAAACAUAAUAUCCUGAUCCUACAUUUCUACGUAUAUAUCUGUGAAAAUAUGGUGAAUUAAAAAUAUUUUGUUAAGGAGCUUAAAUGUGAAUGCUGGUAUACACCAAUACAAUAACCUUGCAUUUCUUGAGAAAAAGUCUUCACCCAGUAAAAUUUUAAUCGUAUUUAGUGUUGUUUGUUAACCUUUAUUCAUUGACUUGAAUUCUCAGAGGAAUGUCUACGUACAUAAUCUAAUCUUGCAUUGUUGUAUAAUUUGUAGAUACAGUUUAUGACAGUAUAUAGAUUUUGAAAAUUUGAAUUUUAUUUUGUUAUCAUAUUAUUGCCAAUAAACAUUUGCGUGUAAAUA